Molecule: messenger RNA, 2243 nt
Organism: Girardinichthys multiradiatus
Lineage: Eukaryota; Metazoa; Chordata; Actinopteri; Cyprinodontiformes; Goodeidae
Product: extracellular matrix protein 2
Exons: 10
Coding region: 201-2036 (611 amino acids)
Biological process (GO): positive regulation of cell-substrate adhesion; extracellular matrix organization
Cellular component (GO): extracellular matrix
Molecular function (GO): collagen V binding; heparin binding; protein binding
Source: RefSeq, a predicted model, not a curated record
UACAUUUUCCUUCCACCCUUUUUCUGUCUGCUCAUUCAGACAAUGGACUUAUAAUACCAUGCACAAGGAUUUUCAGGAAAAGGAUCUGCUUAACAAAGAUCUUAAUUUUUUGUUUUGGGGGGGGGGAAACCUUGAAGUUUGGCAUCUUUUGGUACAUCCUUGGGCGCUUAACUAAAGAGUAAGCAAACAAAAAUCCCAUAAUGCAAAUUCCAAGGUUAUGGAUUGGGAUCAUUUGUGUGAGUUUUAUGAUUUAUUCGGGGGAAAGUCAAGGCACAUUGCAAGACCUGAAUGCGAUCCUAGAAAUCAACUAUGAUACACCUGAAAUAGAAAUGGCUACCAGCCAUUCAUCAGCGAUUGAUUCAGAGGAGAUGUUUUUGGAUCCACAUGUCACCGACUCAGAUGCAGACAUGCAGCCCCAGCUGGAAUUGGAAAAAAAGAUGGAUCAGCGGGAAGUUGAGAUUGGCAGAGAGAGGAGGAGUGCCUGGGGCAGGAGAAGACACGCUGCUACAGUAGAGGCCAUUGCGUAUAGAAUUGCCGGAUUAAGGCAACCCCUGAAAGGAUGGAGACAGAGUGUAAAGGACGAGAUGGAGACCGGCCUUCUCAUGGCUACACUGAAGGAACUUCAUGCAGAAAAGAAACGACUGAUGGAUAAUGGAAAAACACAGGAGGAAGAGGAGGAGGAGGAAGAAGAGGAGGAGGAGAGUGAUGAGGAGGAUGACGAUGAUGAAGAUGAUGAGGAGGAAGAAGAGGAGGAGGAGGAAGAAGAAGAAGAAGAGGGGGAGGAGGAGGAGGAGGAAGAAGCAGAAGAGGAGGAAGGACAAGAAGAGGAGGCCACAGAGCCUCCCACUAAUCAAACAGAAACACAGUACAACGUUACUGAGCCUCCUGCUGAAUGCCAGACUGCAGACAGAGAAAUCAGCUGCAGGGGUGUCGGCCUGACUCAUCUGCCAUUUUUCCAGAACCUGGAAGCGACAAAGCUGGACAUGGGAGAAAACAACAUCAGCAUCAUCGCUCCGCAAAGUUUGCUUGGCCUGCCGAACCUGGAAACACUGGAUCUGAGCCAGAACCAACUGGAUGAUGAGUCAUUUCGCCAAAAUUCCAUGUUUAACUUGACCUUUCUGAGAAAAUUGAAUCUGGAUAACAACGAGAUUACCAGGAUUCCAGCCCUGCCACCGUCUCUAGAGGAGCUCAAGAUUAACAAUAACAAAGUGACUGUCCUCACGGAUCACUGCUUCGAAGGUGUGAAAAACCUGCUGAAGCUGGAGCUGAGGAUGAACACCAUUUAUGAAGCCAGUGUGUCACCCACAGCUUUCCGACCUCUGCAGAAGCUUCUGGACCUGCAGCUGGAUAAAAACCGCUUCCGUUUCCUCCCUGUAAGCCUUCCUUCGUCUCUCCAGGUGCUCAGAAUGAAAGAAAACCUGAUUGAAGAGGUCACAGUUGAACCGCUGAGAGAUUGCAUUCAUCUGAAAGUGCUGGACUUGAGUCACAACUAUAUCCAUGACCAAAGCAUCACUAAUAGCAUCUGGACCCAUCUUAAAUCUCUGGAAGACUUGGACCUGUCCCACAACCGCCUCACCUCCAUCCCCAUGAAUCUGCCUCGCUUUCUCCGUAAACUGAUCCUGCAGCACAACAAGAUACGUCACAUCCCUGCCUUCACUUUCCGUCACAUGCGGGCCAGUCUGCAGUCCCUUCAUCUGUCCCACAAUGAACUGAGCACCGAGAGUGUUGAACGACAUUCCUUUGUUGGAACCUACCGCUCCCUAAAGGAGUUCCUACUGGACAACAACAGACUGCGAGAUAUACCCAGAUGUGUGAGACAGUUUAAGAACCUGCAGGUGCUGAGACUGGAAAACAAUCAGAUCAGGCAGGUGAGGCAGUGGGCAGUGUGCCAUCCUCGUAAUUCUGGCUCCACCUUGGCUUCUGUCCACCUGGAAUAUAAUCUCCUGGAAGAGGAGUCGAUUCCCCCUAAGGCUUUUUUCUGUGUCACUGACACACAGGGACUGGUCCUCUUUCCACAGCAGGACAAACGUACAUGAACUGAUACACAUGCUGUGCUGGGCAUAAGCAUGACACCAAUACAGUUCUCUCCAGUUUCUGUCAUUUUGUCAUUUCUAUAGUCACCGUGGUAUCAGAAAGGGUGUAGAAAAUUACAUUUACAAUGUAAUUGGCUUAGUCAGUAAAUUCUGAGUAGGAAAUUCUAAUAUUUUGGCAUGCAGCAUGCAAUAAAGAAAAUUUGAAACUCA